Molecule: messenger RNA, 549 nt
Organism: Mercenaria mercenaria
Lineage: Eukaryota; Metazoa; Mollusca; Bivalvia; Venerida; Veneridae
Exons: 3
Coding region: 1-549 (182 amino acids)
Source: RefSeq, a predicted model, not a curated record
AUGGCGAGCAUACACAAAAUCACCACAAACACAGCUGCAAUCAUCAAAGGUGGAUCUGUUCUGGCAGUGGAUCAGUCUAUAAUAAGGGAGAUAGAUACCAUCGGCAACUAUGGGGCAGUCCGAAACAAGCCAACAAAGAUUAAUGGAAGGACCAGAAAAAUGGUACAUAUCCCUACCAGGAACCUUCAUCCAGACCGUGUCAGAGAGGUAGAGAAAUGCCUGGGACCCACUGAAACUACAGCACCUUCAACUCCUACCGCAUCUGCAACAACAUCUACGAGAACAACUCCUGAAAUCCUGACAACUGCACAUACACCUACCUCUGAACCUCAAGAUUCACCACCUACCACAUCUGCAACAACAUCUACAAGAACAACUGCUGAAGUCAAGACAACCUCACAUACACCUAGAUCUACCUUGAACCUCAAGAUUCACCACCUACCAUCUGCAACAACAUCUACACCAACAACUCCUGAAAUCAAGACAACCUCACAUACACUAGAUCUACAUCUGAAACUCAGAAGCACCUGUAUCCACUUCACUGACUGA